AUGUUCCGUUCAGGGACUGGUCGGCGCCUGGGAUCUGCGACCCAGGCGACGUUGUGGCCUGCAGCAACGACGCUGAUUGUGCGAAGCUGCCGGCAAGCUGCUGUCCGCACUAUGGUCCAGGACCCUCUCCAGGCUGUGGGUGGCUGCGGUGUCUGCAGACAGGCCCUGGCGGCUCCCGAGGAAGCACUAGUCACUAGUCACCGUCCACCGUUCGCCGCCUCCGUGACGAAGCUUUGCGGAAUGCACCGCGAAGCGGCCCCUGGCCCGCAGACGAAAGAAGGUGGCAUCUGCUUGCAAAACACAAGCACCCGAAUUUGUGGAGUUGAAAUGAAUACGGGCAACGUCGGCUGUUACAGCAAGGACACGUGUCAAGACCCAUCACCUAUGGCGCCAAAGCUCGCGUGCUUUCCAGAUGGGCACUCUGCAGUGAAUGCCACUGAACUCUUUGCCAACAUGUCGCACUUCGGCUCCGGCAACUCGAUCGGGGUAUGGAACGACGAGCCCAAGGUCGUGCAGCGAUGGAACACCCUAAUUCGUUUGGUUGCGAAGCGGCGCCGAAUGCCAGAUGUCUUUGAGGUGUAUGAUGCAAUGCGUGCUUUGUGGGUCCGCGCGGACCACGGAACAACUGAGUUCAUUGCAAGAGCAGCAGUGGCGACAGUGGGCCUGAGCGGCCUGGUCGAUUCGUUCCACACGAUGCCUCCAGCUCGAUAUCCAGAGGUUGUUUUCGUGGGCUGGUCUAAUGUUGGCAAGAGCUCAUUGAUUAACUCCCUCCUCCAUCGUACUGCCGUGGCCCCAGUGUCCAAGAUGCCUGGGAAAACGACGCAGUUCCAUUUCUAUACCAUCAACGAGCAGAAUGCUGCUUUUCCACAGAUGACUCUGGUCGACGUCCCAGGCCUCGGUGAGGCUAUGGCGGACGAAAUGCAGAUAAGGCACUGGAGGCGAACUCUCGACUUGUACCUGAAAGAGCGUGGUCCGACGCUGCGCCAGGUUUUCCACCUCAUUAGCUGCGAGGUGCUGCUACGUCGCCAAAGACCAUCUCCCUUAGACAUUUCCGUAAUGGAGAUGUGCCUCAACCACCGGCGCGACUUCAACCUGGACUACACUCUGGUGAUCACAAAGAUUGAUCUCAUACGCAACAAGAUAGAUGCCCAGACGGUGUACGACAACCUGCGCAAAGUCGUUCGCAGGCUUCGUCUUGGCAAAGCUAAGAUUGUCCCGGCAAGCGUUCGCCACACGACCGGCCGCGUGCUGCUUUGGAAGCGCUUGUGGAGGUCCGUGGAUCCAGAACGUGACUCACGCCCAGCACGAGACCUCAGCAUGGUCCGCCAGGAUGUGGAGCGGCUCGUCGAAGCCAAAGAUGCCGAGACGCUGCUCAAACUGGCCGCGGAGGAGUCUGGAGAUGGAUGGGAGUUUGCCGUUCGUGGGCUCCUGGUCCUUGGAAGACUGCGCGAUGCCUGGCGGAUCAUCCAGGCCGGUCCACGAAAGCCGCAAGGUCUUCAAGCCGGCGAGGAUGAAGGAGAGGAUUCUGCAAUUGACAAUGACAUGCAGAUGCUGAAGGAAGGGCUUUUGGAGGCUGCAGAGGCUGACGGAAAAGAGCAAGAUGAGGACGAGACCGAGCUUGCAGAGGAGGCAAUGGAGGAGAAUGCAGGGGUGGACUUCUUCCAGAUGCCUGAGGAUGUGGAGUCGGAGCAGAUGGCUGCUAUGCAGGAGCGUGCAGCCCUUGCGUUGGGUGAAGCGGCCCUGGCCCCUGCAACAAGCACCGAGAGCGAGACCACACCGCUGGCGCCGUGCGAUGCCGCUUUGGCAGACGAGGUCGCAGCAAUGCUGAGCAGGGAACAUCGUGGGGCGGCGGCGGAGCUGCUGAUGGAGCAAGUGGUCGCCGCCGCUCGCCUCGAGUCUGUGGAAUCUCAGUUCUCGGACACCUUCGGGCAGCUUGAUGCGCUGCUCCAGCGGGCCAAGGAGGAUGCCCUCUACACGCCCUGGAGCGCUGACCGUUGGAACAGGCUGCUGCGUGUGGUCGGGAGUCAGCGCAACUUGGCUGCUGUGGAGAAGGUCCUGAACUACAUGUCAGAGUUUCAGGUCACUGGUGACAAGGACACGGAUGCUGUCAUGGCGGAGUUAGCUGUUGAGUCCGUGGAAUUGGUCCACCAGGCGCCCGGUCCGUGCGAGCUCGACCUCAACCUCCUGCGGAUUGAAGCUCCGCAGGUCUUGUUCCUGGGUGGCUGCACGUUCUCCUCGCGGAAAGGAGGUCCGGAUCGUGCUGCCAUAGCGGACGCUGUUGUGUCCACUGUUCCGAGGCGAAGGAUUCAAGAUGAGAUAGCUGCCAGCAGUGAGAACCUCCGCAAGACCCGAGACCAGCAAAGUACUCCGUUGCAGAUGCAGCCGCUGUCAAGCUGCAAGAUCACGUGCGCACGGAAGCUUUUCCAGCAAGUGUCGUACGAUAGCCUGCCCCAGGAGUUUGCUUUUCUUAUCUAUGCUUCUCUGAACUGGCGCAUGCCGGCAUGGUAUCAGAAUGACAUGAUGAUCGCAGUUCAUACGCCUAUGUAUGGAUCGCCUCUUUGGAAUGGACAGCCCUCCGGCGCUGUGGGGUCCACGCAGCUUGGUUGGCGGGCUCAAACAAGCUGCCGGGGACACUCCAAGGCCGGCGCCUUGCGUAACAAUCGGAUAGGAUUCGAUGAGCUCUCUGCGUCUUCGAGCAUUCUUAGCACCGAUGAAGCACAAUGCUGUGAGUUGGGCGAGUUGUGCAUCAUCGGCCGUGCUGUGUGCUCAGUGCUCCCUGGGCGUUCAGCGCGCUGGGCCUCUGCGCUGCGGCUUCCUUGCGGGGAGGCCGGGCAGGCCGGGCAAGCCGAGCAGGCCGAGCAGGCCCAGCAGGCCGGGCAGUCCGAAGCAGUGUCAGCACCCCCGUCCGUGAAUGAGAGCCUGCUCGUGUCUGAGGACGAGCCGGACGCGCAGCGGAUUCGGAGAUACCAAAGUGGAUUUUCGAGGGGCGGGUACCUUUCAAGCACAGCAUACACAAAUUCUGCAGAGUUUAAGACCGAGUAG
This is a messenger RNA of Symbiodinium natans, 3042 nucleotides long. Lineage: Eukaryota; Dinophyceae; Suessiales; Symbiodiniaceae. The record is from the annotation of a GenBank genome assembly.